Molecule: messenger RNA, 2865 nt
Organism: Lichtheimia ornata
Lineage: Eukaryota; Fungi; Mucoromycota; Mucoromycetes; Mucorales; Lichtheimiaceae
Exons: 14
Coding region: 1-2865 (954 amino acids)
Biological process (GO): endoplasmic reticulum to Golgi vesicle-mediated transport; intracellular protein transport; COPII-coated vesicle cargo loading
Cellular component (GO): endoplasmic reticulum exit site; COPII vesicle coat
Molecular function (GO): zinc ion binding; SNARE binding
Source: RefSeq, a predicted model, not a curated record
AUGCAUCAGCAGCAGCCACAUCCACCUCGACCUUCCGAUCCGGCAGUAAUGGGGCGUAAUGCAGCUAUUCAAGGGUAUUAUCCGGGGGUUCAAUCUCAUGCUGGUGGUGCAGGUACACCAUCCAUGAACCAACCACCUCUUCCACGACAAAGUGGUGCAAUCCCGCUUCAGCAUCCUCCUGUUGUUGGCAAUGUUCAAUCAGCUUCCCCUACUCCACAACAGCCUGCUCUCCAAGCACAAAACAACCUGCCUCUUCAACCACAGGCAAUACCAUCAGCUUCAAUGGAUACGCUAUCUUCAUCGAUGGGCGGCAUGAGUUUAAGAGAACAGCCUAACGCCAUUAGACCCGGUCGCUCCAAACGUGUAUAUGCACCAAUGGCAGGAGUCUCUGGAUAUCCAACACCACCUAGUAGCAAUUAUCAACAACCACCACCUAAUCCAGGCACAUCAGCACCAACAUCUAGUUACCAACAACAACAACAACAACAACAACAACCAUCCACACCUCCAAAGCCUAAACCCAAGAUUGAUCCGAAUCAAAUCCCAUCACCUGUCGAGAUUCAAUUACAAGAUGAGCAGAUGUAUCAGCAUGAGCCUUAUGGCACUUGUUCUCAAUCUCCACUUCCUCUAUCAACAACUCCUUUCCAUACCAUCGAUCAAGGCAAUUGUAAUCCAAGGUUCUUACGUACUACUCUCAGGGAGUUUCCAUAUACACCAGAAUUGGAUCGUGAUACCCAUUUGCCAUUUGGUCUUGUUGUCCAGCCACUGGCACCAUUGCAUCCAAAUGAUCAACCUAUUCCAUUGGCAGGCGUCACUAAUGAGGAUGGCCCUAUACGUUGUAAUCGUUGCAAGGCUUAUAUCAAUCCGGGAUGUCAAUUCAUUGAUGGUGGCCGCAAAUUUGUAUGCAACUUGUGUGGUUUCACUAAUGGAGUGCCUGAGGAUUACUUUUGUCAUCUUGACAUGUCCGGCCAACGUAUGGAUCUUGAUCAACGACCCGAAUUACGACUUGGAAGCGUUGAAUUUGAAGUACCAAAGAUUUAUUGGAAUCGGGAACCGGUGCCUUUGCGGAUUCUUUUUGCAGCCGAUGUUUCUUACAGUGCAGCACGUAGUGGGAUGCUUGAAACAUUUUGCACCACCUUGCAGCAAAUCCUGUACUCGAAAAAGGCUUCUCUCCCAGCUGGUGCACGUGUGGGGAUUAUGACGUUUGACACAGCGGUCCAUUUCUUCAAUCUAUCGUCAACGUUGGAUCAAGCCCAAAUGCUCGUUGUGCCCGAUGUGAAUGACAUGUUCCUACCGCUUUCACAAGAUGCCAUUUUCGUUGACCCACACGAAUCAAGACAAGUGAUUGAAAGUUUGCUUUCCAAUCUACCAACGUUGUUUGCUGAGAAUCGCGCACAGACCGCUGCAUUUGGAUCUGCGAUCAAAGGCGGAAUGUUGUCAAUGCAAUCCACGGGCGGCAAAUUGCACGUGUUCCAAACAAUACUACCAACUACAGGCGUAGGAGCAUUGAAGAAUCGAGACAAUCCAGCAUUGUAUGGGACUGAUAAGGAAAAGCAACUUCUCGUUCCACAAGAUACACUCUACAGCACGAUAGGCAAAGAAUGCGUCGACCUUGGCAUAUGUGUGGAUACUUGGUUUUUCCCAAUGAACGCUUACGUGGAUGUCAGCACGCUAGGUUCGCUCUCUGCAAUGACUGGCGGUGAAUCUCAUUAUUAUGCAAACUACAACAAAUCAAAGGAUGGAUUGGCGUUUACAAACAUGCUCAAUCACAGUCUUACUCGUGAACAAGGAUACAACGCUGCAUUACGCGUGAGAUGUUCAAAUGGUUUCACAAUUGAUGAGCAAUAUGGCAACUUCUUCAUGAGGAACAGCACAGAUGUGGAGCUUGCCGGUAUUGAUGCUGACAAAGCUGUUGCUUUCACGCUUCGACAUGAUGGCAAGGUGGAUGAAGGCGAAGCUCACUUGCAAUGUGCAUUACUUUACACCACAGCGAAUGGCCAUCGUCGAGUACGCAUCCACAAUAUUCGGGUACCUGUGACAUCCAAUAUCAGCAACUUAUUCAAGCAAGCGGAUCUAGAUACCAGCAUGAAUAUUCUCGCUAAGCAAAUAAUUUCACAAGCGGGAAAGAAGUUACCACAAGACAUGAUGACCCAACUAGAUGGCGAAUGCGUUAGGAUCUUGGCUGCUUAUCGAAAGCAUUGUGCAUCAUCAGCGUCACCAGGACAGCUUAUUUUACCCGAAUCUUUCAAAGUGCUUCCUCUGUAUAUGCUAGGACUCAAAAAAUCGGCAGCUUUGCGAAGAGAUACUACCUUGUCAAGCGAUGGUCGUGCGCAUAAUUUGAGGAGAGCAAAGUGCAUGGGCGUAGGCUCAAUGGCUCGUUGGCUUUAUCCACGGAUGGUGCCAGUACACAUGUUUCUUCUUAAUGACCAAAGUGGGAUACCGCUACAACGACUAUCGUACGACCGUCUGGAAUCCAAUGGGGUAUAUCUCAUAGAGGGACCUGAUGCCACUUUUGUCUGGAUCGGUCGCAGCACCUCUGUAGAACUGCUACAAGGGUUAUUUGGAAAGUGUGAUUUGAGCGAGGUGGAUACCCAGCUGACGCAGGUACCACAUCUCGACAAUCCAUUAUCCCAAAAAUUUACAGCGUUGAUGGAAGAAAAGGCGACAAAGGCAUUGCGUAUUGUAAGACAAGGAUUGGAUGAUGAACGGGAUUGCAUGAAUGCAUUGGUGGAGGACGCAACCUUCAAUCAGCUGAGUUACGUGGAUUACUUAUGCAUGGUACACAAGCAAAUACAAAACGAGAUUGAACGAGAGAAACAUGAAACCUUUGUGACGAAUGCAUCAUAUUGGGCCUAUCGAUAUUAG